CUAAACUUUUCCCUCACUACUAUUCACGCACCAUGGCGAGGAACCCCGGCCCAAUACGGCGAUUAUGGUACAGCUGGAAGAUGAUGCAGCUGCCCUGGAGACGGAGGUGGCUGGUAGGAUUCGACCUCGAAGGGAACACAUAUUGGGAAUUUAAAGACGCCCUACAUUCGCACCGCAACCGGAGAAUUGUAAAGUACGGCCGGCGGACGCACUAUGGCGACGUUGCCGUUCCUCCCCCGUGGAUGCAAUGGCUCCGGCACACUCGGUUCGAACCACCCACCGUCGCCGAGCAGCGGUCUGACGUGUUCCGCCAACAACGGAUAAAGAUGCUGGCGCAGGAAGCGGACGCAAGAUGGGCAGCGAAGCCCUCGGUGCUGGAUGCGCCCGAUAAACAACAGCCAGUGCAGCCGCUCGAAUCAAGAGAUCCAAAUGCAGGCAUCAGGCAGAUGAACGCCGACCAGGAGGUCAGAGGUAAGGCCGAGCCGCAGCGCACCGUGGAAGAGGAGGAUGUGGCAUCGAAAGCAGCGCAAACAAAUGAAGCACCCGCAUUGAAGACGAGAAGGCGCAUGCGAACGGAGCCUAAAGACUCGCCAUGGAAUCAGGCCGCGAAAGGGAAUCCCGGCGAUGAAUGGCAGCCACAAAGCUGGACGCCAGGUUCAGCGAAGCGAAGAGCGUAGCAAUCCGUGGCAUUCAGGAAGCGAAGAAGGCAACGAUGUCACACAACUACAUAGAGGACACGACUGUACAAAAUCCACUGUAUCAAUAAUGUCACACUAACGGCUCUAAUCUUCGUACAGUUGACCAAAUUCAAUGCCGGCUUCGGUCAACCGCCCACACAAUGCAUUCUCCCAGGACCAUGGUAAUGUGUACCAACAAUCCGAAAGAGUCAUUUCCAAGUGUUCCAUCUUUAUCUACUCAUCCUCUUCCCACAG
Trematosphaeria pertusa is the source of this 932-nucleotide messenger RNA. RefSeq lists its product as uncharacterized. Gene Ontology annotation, biological process: mitochondrial respiratory chain complex I assembly. Lineage: Eukaryota; Fungi; Ascomycota; Dothideomycetes; Pleosporales; Trematosphaeriaceae. Gene Ontology annotation, cellular component: membrane. The transcript is spliced from 3 exons. The record is from RefSeq and is a predicted model, not a curated record. Bases 33 to 677 code for a protein of 214 amino acids.